GCGGCGCGGGCCCGCAGCCGGGCGCCUAGCACAGCCAGCGCCAGCGGCCGCCGCACCCAGCCGCGCCGGCGAGGACAUGGGCCGCCGCGGCGCGCCCGCCCCCCGCGCCGAUGUGAACUAUUAAAAAGAAAAUGGCCCAACGGAGCACUGUAUUUCCUUCUCUUGUCACCGAGGAAAGGUAUAAUAUAUGGAAAAUAUGCAUCUAAGGCGAGUUAGAACGAUGCCCCGACACAGCCAGUCCCUGACCAUGGCACCCUACUCAUCCGUAAGCCUAGUGGAGCAACUGGAAGACAGGAUCCUCUGCCACGAGAAAACCACGGCCGCCCUCGUGGAGCAUGCCUUCCGGAUCAAAGACGACAUCGUCAACAGCUUGCAGAAAAUGCAAAACAAAGGGGGAGGUGACCGCUUGGCCAGGCUUUUCUUGGAGGAGCACAUCAGAAACAUAACUGCCAUAGUGAAGCAACUGAAUCGGGAUAUCGAGGUACUCCAGGAGCAGAUCCGCGCCCGGGACAACAUUAGCUAUGGAACAAAUUCUGCCUUAAAGACUCUGGAGAUGCGGCAACUCUCCGGCCUGGGAGAUCUCCGGGGACGAGUGGCCAGAUGUGACGCCAGCAUAGCCAGACUCUCUGCUGAGCACAAAACGACCUACGAGGGGCUCCAGCACUUGAACAAAGAACAGCAGGCUGCCAAGCUGAUCUUGGAAACGAAAAUCAAAGAUGCAGAGGGACAGAUUUCUCAGCUUUUGAACAGAGUGGACUUGUCGAUAUCCGAGCAAAGCACCAAACUGAAGAUGUCCCACAGAGACAGUAACCACCAGCUUCAGCUUUUGGAUAAUAAAUUUAAAGGUACAAUUGAGGAACUCAGUAACCAGAUUUUAUCUGCACGGAAUUGGUUGCAACAGGAACAAGAACGGAUGGAAAAAGAACUUUUACAGAAAAUCGAUCAGCUUUCCUUUGUUGUUAAGGAAAACAGUGGAGCCAGUGAAAGGGACAUGGAGAGGAAGCUCAGCCAGAUGUCAGCCAGACUGGACAGAAUAGAAGAGAGUCAAAAGAAGAAUCUGGAGGUGCAGAGGACAAAACAAGAAGAGGAGAAGGUGCAUGGGCGAAUCAGCAAGCUUGAGUUACAGAUGACCGAGGACAUGAAGGAAAUGAAAGCAGAAGUUGAUGCGGGGUUUACAGCCAUCUAUGAAAGCAUAGGAUCCCUCAGGCAAGUUCUCGAAGCCAAGAUGAAGCUGGACAAGGACCAGCUACAGAAGCAAAUCCAACAGAUGCAGAAGCCGGAAGCUCCAAUGUGAAGGGACUUGGGACAUGGACCUCAAAGGUGGUUUUGCCAGUGGGGCCGGGAACUGGAUACCUCUGUAGCCAGGCUGUACCUGCAUUCAGGAUUGUCCUAUUCAUGGUGUGCAUGUGCCGAGAAAUGUGUUUUCAUGGUUCUAAAUGUUUACCUGGAGUCUUGAAAACACUCUCUUUAAAAGUAUUACGUACAGUUUUUACCACUUUAUUCCACUUCUCUAAAUUCAAUGGAAUAUCCUGCCCUCCCUGGAUUUUGAAAGGCUUUUAUCCCUUUCGUUUUAUGAAUGAGAAAAGACUUAACAAUUUUCCUUCGAUGCUUGAUGCUCUAGCCAAGACUUUACUCUUGAAAAAUGUCGUGGUGAUUUUUUUAAAUUAAGAAGAUAAUGAAUUAUCACAGGAAUGUGUUGUUCCUCACCCUAAAUUAAGAGAAUGUCCUGAUAGAUUAGAAUUCAACCCUUGAGUCCAUAUUUGGAUUUUAUUAUUGUUGUCUGUGCAUUUCUUAUAUUGGUAUUUUCUUGUAAAUCUGUCUUUUGUAGGGGGAGAGGAUUUAACAUUUGGAAAAAACCCUACCAUUUAUGCAGUGAAAAUAGUUUAAAAAUUGAUAACUGCCAUAUAGAUUACAAAUUAAAAUGGAAACUUAAGACAAUUAUCUAGAUAAUGCAAGGCACACUUAUCUACAUCGACCACCUAGUUAUACCAGGUUUUAAUAUUGAAAACUUUUUUCAAUUAUCCACCGCCUGUAUAGUGAUAGCCAUAUAUUCAAUAACGGAAUGGCGGUUAAUAGCCUGUUUAUUACACAAUUAGUUGUUCAUUAAUCGUAAUGGGAUGUGAAAAUUUUUCAGGCUCUUUGAUCUCCUCUCUAAAUUUUUUCCAAAAUUGACACAAAGUGCUAAGGUUUAUAUACACUUAUUGUAACUAUAUUCUUGUGCCUUGGUUUUAUCACGUCAGUGCACUGUACCCUAUAAAAGUUUUGCGGACAAAAUAGAAGGCACGACAAUACAUCAGAAUUAUGAUGUAAAAAUGGGAUCCUAUGUAUUUUUUAAAUGCUCUUAAGAGUUUUAUCACUGUUAAGAUGUUAAUCAUUCACUGUCAGUGACGGAACAGAUAUUCACACUUUUGUACGGCCAGAGAAUCAAAUUGAUAUUGCAUUUAUAACAAUGUUAAGAAACGUUCAUUUUGAGCAACUUCGUAGAUGAUGGGUGUUUUAUUUUCAGUCGCUAUAUUUGAUUAGGCGUUGAAAAUGGGCGCCAGUGCUAUUCGUUCACCUAUGUCUGUAAAAGCUAAUAGUGAGACACACGCCAUUCUAAACUAUGAGGGUGGCCAGGAAAAAGAAAACAGGGAUACUUUGAAAAAUUGAAAAACUUUUUUUUUGUUUGCCUAGGACUCAGGAAAAUUAAAGCAUUUUCUAUUUUAGAAGAAAUCAUAACUGAAAUCUCUAACUGGCUAUUACUGUUCACCCAUAUAAAUUAUGCUGCUGAAGUACAUAAUAGUUUACCCUCAAUGGCUUGACAAAUUUUUUUUUUAAUUUGGACCUGAGAAGUCACAUAAGGAAUAUGUCAUCCAACACAUAUUUCCUUAUUUUGUCACAAAUCUUUGCAUCUCUAUAUAGGAAGACUAUGUCCACUUCAUGAAAAAACAAAAAGGUUAAUGCUCUUCCGCAAUCAGAAAGUGAGUUUCUUUUUGUGAUAGAGUAGCCGUGUUUAGUACAGUUCUCCUGGCUUCAGCACAAACCACAGCACCGAGAGCCGUGGCCCCCCCAGCGUCUCUCUCCUCUGCGGGCCCCGAGGAGGAACAGUCAACACGUGUCACACCUGGGAAGAGGGGGACAGAGGACACCAGCUGGACUCAGGUCAAGGGGUGACGUGAGUGGGUGAUGCUUCUAAUGCUGCCACCACCACGUCACGAGUUCUGGCGGGGGUUCUCCACCCUGGCUGCAAGUUGGAAUCACCUGGGCGGUUCAAAAAGCUACCAACGCCCAGACUGCACCCCCAGACCAACUAAGUCAGAACCUCUGGGAGGGGAUGCAGGCGGCCGCACAUGUCAGAGGCCCCUGGGUGACUACGUGUUGUGAGCCCCGAGCUCCAACGUCCUCUUAUCACCAAAGUUUAAAUGAGAAUCAGCUUCCCUGUAGUUUCCUUUAUCAGAAAUUUGCAA
Messenger RNA from Delphinapterus leucas (beluga whale), 3446 nucleotides. RefSeq names its product family with sequence similarity 81 member A (gene FAM81A). NCBI's taxonomy places the organism in Eukaryota, Metazoa, Chordata, Mammalia, Artiodactyla, Monodontidae. The record is from RefSeq and is a predicted model, not a curated record.